UGCGCGGGGCGGCGGGCGUGCGGUGUCGGGCGGGUGUUGCCGUGAGGGGUGCGGGCGGGUGUGUGUGUGCGGGGCUGCCGGGAGACAUGAGCGAGAGACAAGGAACCGGAGCUACAAAUGGAAAAGAUAAGACGUCUGGUGAGAACGAUGGACAAAAGAAAGUUCAAGAGGAAUUUGACAUAGACAUGGAUGCGCCAGAGACAGAGCGGGCGGCCGUGGCGAUACAGUCCCAGUUCAGGAAAUUCCAGAAGAAAAAAGCGGGAUCCCAGUCCUAGUCGCUACCUCAUAGCUGAAAGCAAAAUAACCCUGAAAUGAUUUAUCGAGAAAAAGAGAAAUAUCACAAAGAUGCAUGUACAGAAAUGAUCAAUAUUUAAAGCCCCAUUGGCAGAUAAUAAACCAUAAGCUUCUGUGUGACUUCAUCCCAGGUGUUUCACACCCAUUAUCCUCUGUAACUCACCGUUUUACUUGAUGUUGUAAUAAAAAGUUAGGGUGAAGUAAUUAAAGUGUCUGCUUUCAUCUGUCUUUUCAUAUAAAUCUAGCAAGUGCAGCGUUACAAAUGAAUCCAGCCCAGAUGCCUAUUUUCCUCUUCACUUAAAGCUUGGAGACAUAAUGGCACCGUAUGUUACAAGGUUUUUGCUGAGGGAUGAAAGCGUGUGCCUCAGCCCUGUUUGCCUCAUUUGGAGAGUUCCAGCUGCCAGCCAAAUGUAACAAUAAAAUCCCUUUCUCAUAAUAAGCUUAAAGUAAAAAGUUGCAGACAGAAGCUGACAGGAGGAGGAAAGGUGUGUAGGAAGGCAUGGACGUUUAUCUUUGUCUUGCAGUUAUGCCAGUGAAGUGGCUUAAAUGAUGAAACGGUCACCGUCCUUCCUGUUUGAAUGAUAACGCCCGGCUUGGACCACAUUGACUGUUAUGGAGGAAAAAGAAGGAAAAUCCAAUUUCAGACACCUUUGGAAGUUUUUUAUUUUAUGUUUUAUUUUAUUUCUAAAAAUAGAAGCUGGCCCUCUGUACUCUGUUCACUCUCCAUGUAGUCAGUAACAAUUCCUGUUCCAUUUCCCUAUUUCCUAUUGUUUGUAGUGCUUGAUGAGUAACUCAUGGCAGACUCCCGGUCUCCAUCUAUACUAUUUGUAAUUUGAAGCCAUUUUGCAUGAAAUCCUGUAUCACUGUAUUAGUCCAGUAUUUUAUUAAUAGAAAACAGCCACAAUGAUGUUUCUUACAUUGGGACUUUUCUAUUAUUAUUAUUUUCUCCCUUCUACAGAAGGGCAGCAGACCUGCUCCAGGCUAAACCUGAGUAAAAAUCUUGCCUGGCUUCACACGUGAUCAGAAAUCAGCAGCCUAUAUAGGGCACAGGGAAGGUUCAGAAAUGGUCUUCAUGGUUUCUUAUAGUCAGAAAAUUGAGCUGUUUAGAUGGAGCAAUCGGGGUAUUCACUACACAGAGACAUUCCCCAAAUCCCACCCUCUUCUCAGUUUCAGCAGCAGGUGUGUGGAUUCCAGUAGGCAUAUUCAUCCCUGGAGAAAUUAGAGACAGAAGUGUUUUCAGAAGGAUUGGUGUUUGCAGCACUUCUCCAAGAAAGCAGCGUGAUCCUCACCUCCAGGCUGAUGGAGGUAGGUGUGCUGAGAGGUGGCAGUCUGCCUACUCUUAGCUGAACAGCCUGGAACUGAGACUGCUUCAGGUGUGAGAGAUUUAGGUGUAAUUUCCUGCUCUGUGUAGUGGCAUUUGAUGUCUACUCUCCCACCUGCCACCACAUGACAGAGGACAGAGCAUCGGGCCUCUCACAUGAACUUGAAGCUACCACUGAGGGAUAGGAAUGGAAGGAAAGUGAAGAUCUUAUGCUGCUGAUAAUCACUUUCCAUGAGAACCCCUUGGAGCAGUGAUACCAAAAAGGUUCAAAGCUCUGAGCAAAAGCCAGGCUGCAAGACUGCAGCAGGAAAGCCCUCAGACUUGUGUGUGUUAAGGCACUUUAAGCACUGGGCAGCAAUUUAGUGAGAAGCUAAAAUGUGAUGGCAGGCAGUAGGAACUGUAGUACCACGCUUAUUAGGAGGAGCCCUCAGAGAUAUUGGGAGGAGGAAUUGUUACGGAUCCUGUGGGCAAUGCAGAAGUGAUGUGCAGAGACAGUGUGUGAGGUGUUCAAUAAACAUAGCAAGACUGGGCAGGAAUGGGCAGGACGUUUUUAGAUCUUAGUUCAGGGAUGAGCCCCCCUAAAUGCUGCCCAGAUGCUGCCUUAGGCACCUUUGCCCGUGUCAGACCCUGGCUGUGUGCGUGACAUAGUACUGCACAUCACUUGUAAAGUCAGAGUUCUUCGAGCCACAGCUGAGUGCUUCUACUCCAGGAGAAGCAUCGAUUCUCUGUGUUCAAGAAUUUCACAGAUAAACCUCAAACAACUCUGCUGCUGUGCUGCAAGCGAGUGUAGCUUAUGGAGGCUAUAGAUCCCCCACCCCCUUAUCAUUCUCAGAGGCUGCUCAUCAUCUAAUAAUCACCUUAGUGUAAUAAUUGAAAAAUUGUAAUGGGUUUGGAUUGUGUUGGUGUCAUUUUGUUUAGAUGAACAUAUGUCUGUAAUAAGGGACUACGUUUGCGUUCUGCAUUAUGUCAUGUGAAAUAGCAUGAGCUCUGUAAUAGCUACUUAAUUGAAUAAAAACUCUGGGUAAGCACUAGGCUUUUA
Messenger RNA from Coturnix japonica (Japanese quail), 2654 nucleotides. It is a transcript of the gene PCP4, whose product is annotated as Purkinje cell protein 4. Gene Ontology annotation, molecular function: calcium ion binding; calmodulin binding. The record is from RefSeq and is a predicted model, not a curated record. Gene Ontology annotation, cellular component: cytoplasm. NCBI's taxonomy places the organism in Eukaryota, Metazoa, Chordata, Aves, Galliformes, Phasianidae.